Molecule: messenger RNA, 4542 nt
Organism: Cydia pomonella (codling moth)
Lineage: Eukaryota; Metazoa; Arthropoda; Insecta; Lepidoptera; Tortricidae
Product: heme transporter hrg1-A-like
Exons: 3
Coding region: 153-605 (150 amino acids)
Biological process (GO): heme transport
Cellular component (GO): lysosomal membrane; plasma membrane
Molecular function (GO): heme transmembrane transporter activity; heme binding
Source: RefSeq, a predicted model, not a curated record
ACAUUGACAGCUGUUGACAGCAAUGCAAUGACAGAAGCGAAAAUCACUUUCAUUUGGAGUUCAUUAGUUUGUGUUUAUUUUGUCUGGAUAAUUAAUCUUAUCGGAAGACUACGCCAGACACAAACCGUCGAAACGUUAGUAAAACUACGAAAAUGCUGCGAACAAAAAUUCAUAUAGUUCUAAGUGCAAUCGGUGUAUUUUUAGGAUUGUCAGCAUUUAUAUGUUUUUGCAUUGUUUACGCUAACAUAGAAGCUGGAAUGUGGGCGUUAUUAUCCGGUAUCCAUGCUGGCUUGACCCUGAUGCUGCAUUGUUACUAUCUGAGGGACUCACUCCAUGUCAUUUUCUCCCGCAAAGUUCUCCAAUACAUUGGGGACUUUGGCAUGUUUGGCCUUAUAGCUGGAGCAGCACUUACAUUGUUUUAUAUCUUUCUGCAGAUUUAUUAUCGAGCUGACGUAAUGCCAAUAGACACCAGCAUCGUAAUCCAGAUGGUAUGGUCCUUCAUGAUGAUGAAGUGGGGCGGGAUGCUCUACUACUUUACCAGGUCCUACUUGCGGACGUACAACGAUCAUCAGCUGUUCUCGGAAGCUUAUAUUGAGGAGACAUAAGCGUGUAAGUGUUUUUAGGGAGUUGGUGUUUUUUUUUCUAUAGUAUAUUAGACUUACAUACAAAUACUACGAUGCAUUGACAUAUAUCUAAGGAUGGUGCUAGUUCAGCGGUGUCAAUCGCGUUGUAGCGUUAGACUGCAGGAUUGGCUCGAAUUCGUGUGUGUGACACCGCUGUACUGGCUCCAUUCUUGUUGCCCGUAAGGCCCGUCCUUAGAUGUAUGUCAAUGCUAAGAUGAAUAUAGUCAGAGUAACAUGAGAAUUUAUUCUAGACGAUAAUGAAUUGACCCUUAUAAUUACGAGGCGAAAACUUUGAGUCAAGUUAUAACUAUCACAAAUAAAUUCUCACGUUAUUCAAACUAUAACGUAAAAUAUUGAAGCCAAAAAUUUGACAGCUUUUUUUGACUGUACUCUAUUCAAGUCUAUUCUAAGACUUUAUUUCGAUUAAUUUAUUUUCCUGAUUUUUUUUGGAAAUCCAGUUAAUGUAUAUGAUAAAAAAGUAAAUAAUUCUAGAAAGUAUUCAGUUAUUCUGUUUCUACGGCUAUUUGAAAUUCAAGUUUGGAUCUGUAAAAUGGUAGGUAAACUACGCUUCUCUUUUCACUUAAUGGAUUCUUACGACUAUUAUUUCGUUUAUUUAUUUAAAUUUGAAACAAACAGUCAUACAAAAAAAAUAUUAUUACAGUUUCUACUCUUAAUCUAUUUAGACCUAUAGUUUCCAUGUUUGUUAAACAUAUCUUUAUAUAGAAGCACGAAAAGUACCUAUCUUCGUUUAGGUUCAGCUAAAUAGUAAGAGGUUACACAGAAUUUGAGAAAUCAGAUUUACAAAACACUCAGUGAAAAGCACAAUGUAAAACACGUUCUACGUUUAUAACAAUUUUUGAAUAAGUAUUAAGUAUCGACAAACAUGACAUACAAUAAUACUUUAACAUUUUUUUAGUUUUACUUUAUGAUUUUGAUUUAAAAUACAGUCAUAGAGCAUCUAGAUAUCGAAUUUCGAAUUAAGAAGGAUAAAACAAGAACACCAACCCACGGGUAUAUUUGAUGAGUCUACCCAAAAUUCGGUAACUGUCUAUUCAAAACUUUCAAAUAAUUAUAAAACUUGAUCUAUCACCUAAAAAGUACUUAUGUAUACUAUUGUAGUUGUUAGAAACAAAUUUUUAGAGGUUUUGUAACUGGUAAUUACAAGUCAAUUGGAUAUUGAAAUCACACCAAGUUCACAUCUACAAGUAUCAGUCAUAAUAUGUCCCAUUUUUAUCUUAUUAUUUACUAAACUUAAAUAUACCAAAAUGGUCUACCCACCGUGCACCUAGGACCUAACCAGAUACAAAUUUUGAAUUACCUUACAAAGUUCCUGAUUUGCGAUUAUGUAUUUUUUUUUACAUUAUUUAAAUUUGUUUGGGUUUAAUAUAAGCAAAUUCAAAGGUACAUUGAAAGUCUAUUAGAUCAUUAAAAUGCCUGACAUUUUUGUAUUCCGGGCGCAUUCCUGACAAACGGCUAAAAUUCCGGACGUCGGGUAACCCUACGUGCACCAAACCACGGAGUAAUUACGUUCCGUUUUCGCACUUGCAUUUACACCUACACCUAUGUACCUACCUACAUUUGAUACUCAUCAGUGAGGAACGCUAACUUUAUUUCGAAAACCUCUUUUGAGGUUCUAUGUGUAGUUAUGGAUAGAUGACCGUAGUGCACAGAUUUGCCGUAGUGCUUAUGGUGAAAAUAUUUCAGAAACUUUCAAACACAUAUUUCCAUUUAAUAUACUUAACCAAUCCGUGUUACUAUUAGCCGAAAGUAUAUUUAGCGAUAAUACGCGAUUAGGUACGGCAAGGUGGUUCUGAUUACUGGGGGCCUACCGCGAAAACCGAAAUUCGCAAAUUGCAAGGAUCUUUCUCUUCUACUCUCGCUAAGACGUAAUUAGAGUGACAGAGAAAAAUGCCCGCAAUUGACGAACUUCGAUUUUCGCGGUUAUAGCCCUGCACCGAUGACCUAAAUUCGAAAGCCAUUAGAAAUUGUCAAAAAAUGGAAUUAACUCUAAUAAUUUGUUUCUACAUUAAACAAACAACUUUCCAAGGUUGGUUUUGUGUUUUAAAUAAGUAACUUAAAAGUCUUCCUUCUCCUUGACGUCUUUCUCAUAUAAGUAUUAACAGGCUUUCAUCACUUUGAUAUGAAUCUAUGACUGUAUGUUAAAAGGUAACAUUAUUAUAAGUAUUAUAACACAAACACAUGUUAUUAAAUUGGAUUCAACGUGAUAAAUUGGCUUUACAUUUAAUUAGCAACGUAGGCAGCUCGCGCGUUCAGAUUUUUCAGAGAAACUAAAUUACAUUACAUUAUAGGGUGCUUUUAGUGUGGCUACCACCAGUUCGGCAGUGACAUAAACGCUAUCGAGAACGUAACUUACUUUCUAUGCAUCUCGCUCGUACUCGCAUAUAAGUGCGAGCGAGGUGCAUACAAAGUAAAUUUCGUUCUCGAUAGCGCAUAUGCCAGUUUUGACACUUGACGGUGACUCAUGGUACGGGUAUAGGUCUUGCAACGUAAAGAGAGGCCACUUCUACGUUUAUUAGAAUCAUAAAUAUUACACCCAUUUUUAGGGUUCCGUAGCCAAAUGGCAUAAAACGGAACCCUUAUAGUUUCGCCAUGUCCGUCUGUCUGUCUGUCUGUCUGUCUGUCUGUCUGUCUGUCCGAGGCUUUGCUCCGUGGUCGUUAGUGCUAGAAAGCUGAAAUUUGGCAUGGAUAUAUAAAUCAAUAAAGCCGACAAAGUCGUACAAUAAAAUCUAAAAAUUUAAUUUUUUUUAGGGUACCUCCCCAACACGUAAAGUGGGGGUGAAUUUUUUUUUUCGCUUCAACCCUAGAGUGUGGGGUAUCGUUGGAAAGGUCUUUCAAAACUAAUAGGGGUUUUCAAGAAACAUUUUUUGAUAAAGUAAAUCUAUUCAGAGAUAAUCGCUCCGAAAGAAAAAAAAAAUGUGUCCCCCCCCCUCUAACUUUUGAACCAUAGGUCCAAAAAAUAUGAAAAAAAUCGUGAAAGUAGAGCUUAAGAAAGACAUUAAAUGAAAACUAUAGCGGACAUGAUCAGUUUAGCUGUUUUUGAGUUAUCGCAAAAAGUUUUCCCUUCAUAGUAAAAAGACUUACUUUAAUUAGGUACUGAUUAUGCAAAUUUGCCUAUUUGUUUAACUCGGGUGAAAGGUACCGUUUCAUCCCUUGGUUAACAAUUUACUAUACUUUAAGCUCCAGUUUACCUUAUUGUGACGGAAGAGUAACUACGGAACCCUACACUGAGCGUGGCCCGACAUGCUCUUGGCCGGUUUUUAAAGUUGGAAUUAUUUUACUUUCUCUAGUUUCGAGUAUAAUUUUAUUUAGUCAUCAAUCAUUUCAUUCGCCUCUAGAAAUUGCAAGACCUCUAUGCCUGCCGUAUGUAUUAGGAAUAUUAGGAUCUUUUUUACUUUUUUAUUGGAAAAUAGCAUAAGUUUAGACUGAAAAUGAUACUUCUUUUUACUAUUAAAUACUGUUUUCUAAAUUUAUUAAAUAUACAUAUAUUACAGUUUAUAUCAAAUGUAUAUAAUUGAGUAGAAACGUUAGAAGGCCACAGGGUAAUUUAAUGCGUGUUUUAGAACACGGAUAAAUAGUCUGUAAAGUUUACUUAUUAAAUAGAUAUAAUAAAAAAACUGCUUUUACUAAUACAUUCGUUAUACAUAUUAUGACAGGAAUAAAGUAUCAAUUUAAAUUGUUUUCAAUAAUGAAUAAUAAAGUUAGAGUUAGAAGUCAAUAUGUAUGUUUAUUAUGAUAAUUUGCGAUUGCCUAACUUUCCUAUGUCAAAACUUAUAUUAAAUGUAAACAGGAGUAGAUUGAUGGGUGGGUAAUAACGAUUAGUUUUGAAUGUUAUAAACAUAAUUAUAAUAUCUAUUAAAAAGUGUAAGUACUGAAAGAUAAUAAACGUAUUGUUUCUAAA